This is a messenger RNA of Pomacea canaliculata, 5192 nucleotides long. RefSeq lists its product as uncharacterized. The record is from RefSeq and is a predicted model, not a curated record. The coding region runs from base 434 to 2140 and encodes 568 amino acids. NCBI's taxonomy places the organism in Eukaryota, Metazoa, Mollusca, Gastropoda, Architaenioglossa, Ampullariidae. Gene Ontology annotation, molecular function: zinc ion binding. The transcript is spliced from 4 exons.
UGUUACUUGGAACACAGCGCACAGGGAGAAACAUUUGAUCGCUGAGUUUUCUGCAAAAUUCUUGUUGUUGGACCAGUUUUGACUGAAGUGCAAUGCGAUGUAAAGCAAAUGCAGCAAUCAGUAUUGCUAUUUUAUCUUUCUGACCAUCUGGUUUGUGAGCAAGGGACCUCUGUACGCGGACAAUAUUUUCUGCAGGAACGACGAAGGGCUUUCAGGUUACUUGCAAUGAACACUGCACACCUGCUUCAGAGCUCCUUCUUUAUUGCAGUGUGCAGUUAGCACAAGUCUAGGGAAUGACAGUCUCACUCGGAGACCCGGUGGAUCCUGUUGGACCCAGCGCACUGCCUCCCGGUGACGGUAGAAUGCAAAUGGUUUGAAAAUAACUCAGAUUUAAGAAUUGAGCAUAGAGACAUUAAAAAGUGCCACAUCAAACAUGGCUGCUACGCAGGAUAGCGUGACGUGUGCCGUCUGCAUGGAAGUUUACAGGUCACCGAGGUUUCUGCCCUGUUAUCAUAGUUUCUGUCUACCGUGUCUAGAGGAGCUAGCAAACAAACAUGGAAAGAUUAUCCGGUGUCCUACCUGUAGAGCUCCUGCUACUGUACCGCCAGGUGGUGUGUGUGAUCUACAAGUCAACUUCUACUUCACGGAGGAAGCUUUAGAGGAGGUGCGAAAUGAGAAAAGCCAGUCCCGGUGCCCUGUUCACACUAAAGAGUGUGUCAUAUUUUAUUGUACACAGUGUGACCAAGCUAUCUGUAUAAGAUGUAAACUGACUAAACACGAGGGACACACUACCGAAGAUCUCUCAGAAAAGGUCGCUCGUUGUAAGAAAACGAUUGAAGACAAACUUCAGUCCAUUAUGGCCAACAUUUCACUCGGAAAAGACAAGUUGGAAUUCUGUAGACAAAACGAAAAGGGAGCCCUAGAAAAGCGAGCUGCAGUACGGAAACAGAUUCAAGUCCGGUAUGACGUCAUUGUGGCCAUGGCAACAAAAUAUCGCGACGAAGCGCUGCAAGAACUUGAGAUAACUUGCGAUGAUGUGGAGAAAGGUCUGAGCGCCGACACACAGCGAGUACAAGACGAACUCAACUCUCUGCUCCAGCUCCAAGACCUCGCUCAACACGCGCUGAAUUCAGCCUGUGACACGGAGGUGCUGCAGGUGGAGAGAGAGAUGAGAGGUAGAGAAAUAAGCGACACUCCACUGGUGCUAUCUGACCAGACUUACCGCCCUGUACUCCACGGUGACUUCUAUAACUAUAUUGAUGACCACUACAUGAAAACAUUUAUCGGGUCACCGGUCAAACAGAGUUUUCCAAGUAAGAAAACCGCAGACAUCGUUCGAGUAGGCCGAUGUGGCGAUGGAGGAUGUCGGGAAGUCCAUGCUCUGGGGCAGCAGGAGAAUGGAAGUAUCGAUGUAUAUUAUGGGGGAACUGGAGGCGACUACUCUAAAGAGAAACACGUGAGUUUUAGCUCUGGCGGUUCUAGAGGAACUGAGACAGACUACGGAAUGCGAAUAUCAUGCAUUUCACGUAAGCCUCACUACUGGCCAUGGGAAUAUCCAACAUCUUGUAACCUUGGUUCUAAGAAUGACAGUAUGCAUUCUUUAAUGCAGAACUUCGCAACAGGUGUAUCUUAUGUAUGCUCAAUGAAGUGGAAACAAGAAGAUGGACAAGAAACGUGCUGUGCAGGUCUUACUUUAAGUCACCCAAAGGUAAACAGAGCACAGAACUUUGAUUUAAACGAGCAAGGAACGCUCUUUGCUGUAGUAGACGAAGAGAAAGAGAAGAACUCAGAUGAUGAAUCAAUGAAGACAAACAACAAUAAACCGGACAGCCGGCGUUCCCGUGUUAUACGUCUGUAUUCUAUAAAAUCUGACGACCCCAUAGCGACCUACACGUCACCAUUACAACCCUUCUUCCCAACAGACUUCUGCUUCUAUGGCAACGAUUUACUGCUGAUCGCUGAUUGGAUGAACGAUUGUGUGCACGUGACAAGAGUAUCAGAACUUGACAUCACUUUCGACAGCUACCUGCCGUGCAGUGGUGACAUCGUGCGGCCCACAGCUUUGAACCUUGACCUUAACGGUCAGCUGCUGAUUGGAUGUGGUGAUGGAUGGGUCCUUAAAUUACCUGUCAAUUACUAGGAAAUAUUUUCUGAUAGCGUUUUGUCUAAACUGUGGAAAAUUAUUAGUAAGUAUAUGGCAAUGACACUCAUAGAACACAAGGGACAGAAUAGUUAAGGGGAAACAUUUAAAUACUAAUGCACAAAACGUAUAUAUUAACAAUUAAGCACUGAUGGCUUGAAAAAAUUGCACAAGACAGCAGUUUAGCAAAGAUUCUCUUAACUUUUUGUCAUACAUUGAGAAACAUUAACAAAUUGUGACCCGAGUAUGCCAAUUUUAUUGCGCAAGAAGCUUAUUAUUCUUUUUUAGGAUGAUGUGACAAAGCACUGAUUGAGCAACAGAUAUAUUCCGUAAGUCUUUGGAGACUGUAUGUGUGUUAAAUAUAUAUAUUACAAGGAGAAUAUAGAAGAUGAAGGAGUAGUUGAUGUAAGAGAUGGAGAAGCUAUUUAUGACAAAGAAUGCACUUCAUUCAAGUCAAUGACCUUGAAAGUGGCAAAGAGGACGUUGUAACCUUUCAAGAAUUUCAAAGAGAUUUAAGAGAUUUAAGUGUAUACUAUACAAGCGCAUUUUACAUACUACUAGAAGUACAAGUACAACGUGUAAAUGUUAGGAACGGAUGGGGUGGGGUGGGGUUGUCGCUUCUGUCUGUUGGUAGACAGAGACUAUCACCCUUACCCGUGCACUAGAUGGAACUCGUCGAAGUGACGACAUUGUAAAAAAAUCGUGCAUGAGCGAGUGAAAGGUUCACUGAACCCCAGGUGUAUGGGGGAAAUACUGAGUUUGUUUUUUUUCCAUGCCAGUCUCCGAAGCAGACUGCAGCGAAUUUUGAGUAUAAGAGAUUUGGGAAUCACAUUAAUUCAUUGCCUAUUCAAGGUAUGGGAUAAGUUGGUUUUUCUUGCUUUGACUAUCUCCCGAUCCGCGAAAGAAUGGUGUGAAGUGAUGUAAAAUUUGGUUGUAAGUUAUUGUUGUGAGAGUAAUAAAGUCAAAUCGAAUAUUUAUUAGUUAAGUACGUAAGCGUUGCACUAAAGUGUAUCGUCGGCAGUCAGGUGUGUCUACCUAGUCAGCACCUACUGUUUGGAAGUUGGAAAGUGUAGUGGACACCGGCCCCCCUGGGACAAGGAUACUUAUGACGUCAGCCUGGAGUAUUGACCUCGUCAACCCCAGUGGUCCCUGCUAAAGAGGAUUAUUCAAGAACUGUUAUUGAACGAAGUUUUAAGAAUGAUUAUUCAAGGAAGUGUAGAUAUGUGUGUGUAAGCGUGAGCGUCUAUGGACAUCAUCCGAAUCAUGUUAGAUUUGGUUGAACUGUUGAAGAAACAUUUGUCUAAUAACAAGGGACGUAAGGAGGGUUUAGUCAUUCAUGACUUUAAUAUUAUGUUUAUUAUUUAAUAUUGUGUUUUGGGUACUAGUCAUGUUUAUGUAUUGAUGGUUGAGUUUUGUAAGAGUUGUCACCCUUUCCUUCCAAUAAAUACAUUGUACAAGCACCCGCAUAGAGAAAACCCGCGUACAAAUCAUUGUAUUCUGUUGUAAGAAAGAACAGGUGUGAGACGGAGUGUGUUGACAGUGACCUGUGUGUGUCCGUCCCCAACAAUUGGUGAUUUGUCGUGGGUUUGUAUCAUCUAAGUCGGAUGAGAGCUUGUCUUUGAUGUCGUGUUUGUGAUCUCCCAUUGGGCUUGUAGUAUAGAUGUUCAUCUCUGUUGUAGUAAGUUGAAAAUUUGUUGGGCUGUGUGCAGUAUACCCCGUCUCCAGCUUGACGUGUCUGGAGAUUGUAUAGUUCACUCCACAGAAAGGGCCUAGUCUCUUUACCUGCUGUUUGGUCUUGUCUUUCUUUCACAACUCUCUCUUCUGUGUCUGAAAGCCUGUAUAGUAACCGGAAAUAGGAGUGGAUGCUAUCUAUCCUGUAGCUACCUGCCUUGUUUAUGAAACAAAUUUUUUGGUGGGAGAGAGGGGGGGGGGCUUUCACUAUUUUUCAUGCUAUGUGGUGUUAUUCUGUGGUUUAAUUGGUGACAUGUCAUGUGGUCAUAGGAUGUGCUUCUCUGAUGACAUGCUGUGUGAUGAUAAUAGGUGCUUUGAUUGGUAUGAUGUAUGUUAUGCUAUUGUGUGCAUAGCAUCUUAGGACCAGUGAACCAGUGAAGUUGACUUUGUUGUAAUUUAGGGAUUGUUCUCCCCUUUGCUUUAUUGUGAUAACCACUUAAGAGGGUAUCUUUUGAGGAUUGUGCCCCUUUCUUGAGUUGGUAUUGGGCUGUUUGUACUGCAACCAUAAUUGUAACAUGCCUUGCUUGGGCUUAGGGUUAGUUAUUUUAAUUUUUGGAAAGUAAUAUUUUAGAGGUACUACAGAUGAUGGAAACAUUCCAAAGUCGAGCAGGCGAGAUGAUAGGAUUAAUGGAAGGAGACCUUACCAACUAUAGUUUGCAGUGUAUAGAGAGACAAGAUAGAAUGACAGACAGAUUAGAAAGAGAAAAGGAAGCCGAAAGAUUAGACAGAAAAGAGGAAGCAGAAAGAUUAGCAAGAGAGAGAGCAGGUGACAGAUUAGAAAGAGAAGGUGAUAUGACAAGACUUGAAGAGUAUAUCCCUGAACUCCCCAUGUUCCAAGAAGACAGCGACGACAUAGACGCAUAUAUUUGAAGAUUUGAGACACAUGCCCGAAUAUUUAAUUGGUCGACAGAGAUGUGCUCCCAUAAUUUGGCUCUAAAGUUGCAAGGCCGAGCCUUGGGUGUGUACCCCACUUUGAGUCUCAAAGGAGACACCAGUUAUGAGAAGUUAAAAAAACGACACUAAUAUUGAAUUUUCAGCGUCCAGAAGAAGAAUGUAGAAUGUGUGUGCGUGUGCGUGUGCGUGUGCGUGUGAACGUCUAUGGAAAUCAUCGGAACUGUAAGUUAGAUUUGGUUGAACUGUUGGAGAAACAUUUGUCUAAUAACAAGGGACGUAGAGAGGGUUUAGUCAUUCAUGACUUUAAUAUUAUGUUUAUUAUUUAAUAUGAUGUUUUGGGUACUAGUCAUGUUUAUGUAUUGAUGGUUGAGUUUUGUAAGAGUUGUCACCUUUUCCUUCCAAUAAAUACAAGCACCCGCAUAGAGAA